Molecule: messenger RNA, 999 nt
Organism: Microsporum canis CBS 113480
Lineage: Eukaryota; Fungi; Ascomycota; Eurotiomycetes; Onygenales; Arthrodermataceae
Exons: 4
Coding region: 1-999 (332 amino acids)
Source: RefSeq, a predicted model, not a curated record
AUGCAGGACGGGGCCCUAGAGGACUCCGUCCGUCGCCCAACUGACCCAGAUGGCCUGGUGUUGGAAGCAUGGGCGCAGGGUUUCAUGGUUGGAGGCCUAUUGUUUAUGAUCGCGAUCACCAUCGCCAAUAUGAGACGGAAAGCUUUACUCCACAAGCUCAUUCUCCUAGAGUUGAUUCUCGGGAUGGGCCAUGGUACAUUUUUGUUUGCUCACGAACCAGUCUAUGGCUGGUACCUUUCGGUCACAGCAGUCGGUCUGAACAUGUCUUGGAGUCUGCAUAAUGUGAUUGCAUGGAUGAAGAAUAAGCCGUUUUUGAGCUAUCGGGUCUCCAUGUUCUAUAUUGGAACGGUUAUUUUGGCCCAGGUCUAUUGGAUUAUCGAGAUAUAUGCGAAUUUUGCUUUCUUCAACAACAUCAACAUGCUCUUCUUGAAGACCAGGCCGUGGGAGCCUCUCUUCCGUGACCCCUGGUGGAUAUACACGACGUGCAAUAUAUUCUGGGUAAUCAAGUCCCAGUACGACUUUAGCUUCGUUGAACUCGUUCGCCACAGCCCUAGAUUUGGAGUCAUGUUGGUAUCGAUGUGUGUCUCUAUCGUUUUCAUCAUCGUCGAUGUCCUGAGCGUACUCGGAGUGUUUCGAGAUGCGCUACCAACAGGACUCAAUCCCUUCUGGAAGAUUUCUUUUGUCUGCAAGUGCUUCUGUGAUGCUGUUAUUCUAGACGACUUCAAGACGGCCCUGGAUAAACUGCGCGACUACUGGUUGAUGAAGAACGGCGCAACGGAAGAGUUGAACAGCGACCCUUCCACUAGGCACAACGACACCCGACGACGUCGAAGCAACGGCGUCUCAAACACGAUGAUAAUCGUUGAACCCGAGCCAGCCAAAAGUCGAAACGGAGAGGCUUCCAGCUGGAACUGCACUCGACCUCUCCCGUCGAGCUUUAAUAGUACGCGACGUGGCUAUCCACGAGGGUAUUCCCAGACGGACGAUGGAAUAGUCUGA